GGCUCUUGGAAAGAGGCCAUUCGAAGAAGCAAAGGCAACCAUCGGGGUGACUCUCCUGAGCAGGUGACCAUGGAGAGCAUUAAUCCCCCUUGGAAACUGGGAAUGCACGUUCUGCUGCUGCUUCUCUUGGGAGGAUCCUAUGUUAGCUGUGAAGAGUGGUGCUAUGACAAAUCCAGCUGUGGGCCCAGAACAUGGUAUUCCCUCGGUCAGUGCAAUGGUGCCAACCAGUCUCCGAUCAACAUUGAAACCCGGAAGGCCAUGCCUGGUAGCCAUUUGGGUCCUAUCGAUUUUAUUGGCUAUGAAGACCGUUUGCGUCCGCAAUUGCUGGUCAACAAUGGACACUAUGCUGAGGUUGAAAUGAAGAGCGGAGCCGCCAUCUUUGGGAGGGGGCUUCCGGCCACAUAUUACCUGAAGUCGUUCCACUUCCACUGGGACAAAAGCAGUGCUCCAGGAUCAGAGCAUGCAGUCAAUGGGAAGCGCUAUGACAUAGAGCUACACAUCGUUCACACCAAAAACAACAUGAGUACCGAACAAGCAAGAAAAGACCCUGAAGGAUAUGCCGUCUUGGCGUUCUUCUUAAAGAAAGAUAACUAUGCUCCCAAAAUGAAUGCCUGGAAGACUCUGUCUGACCUCCUGGAAUUCAUCCCAGAGAAGGGGAAUUCUAGACAGCUGCAUGGAGAGUUCUCCUUGGGAGGGUUACUGAAAACAGUAGAUGACAGCCACUAUUAUCGCUACCAUGGCUCUCUCACCACUCCCCCCUGCAGUGAGUCGGUGAUCUGGACCAUCUUCCCUGAUCCCAUUCCGGUGUCCCCUCAAGUGGUGAAGAAGUUUACCCAGUCGCUCUAUUUUACCACCAGAAAGGAAGGUAGGAGGAUGCAGAACAAUUUCCGUCCAGUGCAGCCAUUCAGAAACCGAAAGCUCUUUUACUUCACGGAAUCAAAAUACCAUCAUGAUCCAUACCAAUUCUAAAUGCUGUCAACCGGGCCUUUGAGCCCACGGGGGUGUACUGUGAGCAGUAAAUACUAACAGGUUCCCUCUAUCAGUACCCUAAAUUCCCUCCAUCUGUCCUUGUUCCAGUAUCAGUGCUUUCCACACAGGAGGUUGCUCCAGCCAGGAGAGUGUCCUUUGUUCUUUUUGGGUGCUAAUAAUGCGAGAUUGCCGAACUUGAGUUCAUUCACAACUUCAGAACUACGGAAUCCCCCGCCCCUCGGGCUGAAUAGGGACAUAAGAUUCUUAUCUCACUACAGAUUUUCGGCCCCCAAGCAUUAUACCUCUGCAUCCUUUACAAGCAUCCUUUACGACACCCCUCCCACCUUCUGACUGGUAUAUAAAGACUCAGAUCUCUAUUUCUACUCACAUUCUACGAACGGAGCUUUGACUCUUGAAAGCGUGUACCCUGAAAUUCUUGUUGGUCUUUGAAGUGCUCCUGGAGCAGAAUCUAACUGUUCUAAUGCAGACCAACAUGGCUACCCUGUGAGAUAACUGGUAUGUUUCAGUAUUUAACAAGUAAAGCACCACUAUUACCUCUCAGAAGACUUCUAUUUAUUCAAUCUAUAACCGCAUUCAUUCGAUAACAAAGGCAUGGUUUUCCAGCCCAAGAGCAACCAUAUGCCAGUGCUUUUCAGCAGGGUUUUUUUUUUGUGUAGGAAAAGCCCAGCAGGAACUCAUUAGCAUAAUA
Molecule: messenger RNA, 1678 nt
Organism: Gekko japonicus
Lineage: Eukaryota; Metazoa; Chordata; Lepidosauria; Squamata; Gekkonidae
Product: carbonic anhydrase 7-like
Exons: 9
Coding region: 70-969 (299 amino acids)
Cellular component (GO): plasma membrane
Molecular function (GO): zinc ion binding; carbonate dehydratase activity
Source: RefSeq, a predicted model, not a curated record